This is a messenger RNA of Mollisia scopiformis, 219 nucleotides long. RefSeq lists its product as uncharacterized. The transcript has a single exon. Gene Ontology annotation, biological process: protein ubiquitination; modification-dependent protein catabolic process. The record is from RefSeq and is a predicted model, not a curated record. The coding region runs from base 1 to 219 and encodes 72 amino acids. NCBI's taxonomy places the organism in Eukaryota, Fungi, Ascomycota, Leotiomycetes, Helotiales, Mollisiaceae. Gene Ontology annotation, cellular component: cytoplasm; nucleus. Gene Ontology annotation, molecular function: ubiquitin protein ligase binding; protein tag activity.
AUGCAAAUCUUUGUUAAGACCUUGACUGGAAAGACUAUCACUUUGGAGGUUGAAUCUUCGGACACUAUCGACAACGUCAAGUCCAAGAUUCAGGAUAAGGAGGGUAUCCCACCCGACCAGCAGAGACUUAUUUUUGCUAGUAAGCAACUUGAAGAUAGCCGCACCCUAUCCGACUACAACAUUCAAAAGGAGUCGCUUGGGGAAACAAGCAGCUCGUGA